GUGUUUAUAAACUUAGCAGAUUUUGGGAAGAACGAAGAUUUAAAGGAGUAAAAAAAGUUAUAGAUCUGUAGAAAAGGGUGAAUAAGAGUGGAUAACAAUGAGAUUAGUUUUGAUUUCAAUGCAGUGAGAAAAGAAAGAGGAAGAAGAACAUGGAGGAUGGUGCAUCUGUAGUUUAAAAGAAAACAAGAUGGGAACGUUUGGAGGAGAACUAAAUAUAAAGCUAUUGCAAAAAUAAAAGAUAAGUUUUACAUCAUGGCGAGAGGGAGCCGCGGAUGCGUUGAGAUGGGAGCUGGACUCUCGGCCUGGGCAGCGGCAGCAGUAGCUCCCCGGCGCCGCCGUGCCCGCGCCUACAGCCCCCCGAGCGUUUCCCUCGUCGCCCCCGUGUUCCUGCUGUUGCUGCGGCUCAUCUCGCCCGGAUCCGCCGCCCCGCCGGAGUCCGGAGACUUCGCCAUCCUGGAGGAAGCACAAGUUCUCGCGAAUCAGAUGCGAAUCCUGGCCACCAGCGAACUUGGAGUCUUCAACAUGCAGGCGAUCUAUAAUUCAUUUGUUUACGUAGAGAAAAUCUCCAAUGGGGAAACAGAAGUGCAGCAGCUGGCUAAAAAGAUAAGAGAGAAGUUUAAUCGCUAUCUCGAUGUAGUGAAUCGGAACAAGCAGGUAGUGGAAGCGUCUUACACAGCACACUUAACGUCACCAUUGACGGCUAUCCAAGACUGCUGCACUAUUCCGCCCUCGAUGAUGGAGUUUGAUGGGAAUUUUAACACCAAUGUUUCAAAAACUAUUAGCUGUGACAGACUUUCUACGACUGUCAAUAGCCGAGCAUUUAAUCCUGGACGUGACUUAAACACAGUUCUUGCUGACAACUUUAAGUCAAAUCCUGGCAUUAAGUGGCAAUAUUUCAGUUCAGAAGAAGGGAUCUUCACCAUUUUCCCAGCACAUAAAUUUCGCUGCAAAGGUGGCUAUGAACAUCGGAGCAGGCCUGUGUACGUUUCCACAGUGAGGCCACAAUCAAAGCAUAUUGUGGUCGUGGUGGAUCAUGGGGCUUCAGCCACAGACACACAGCUUCAAAUAGCCAAAGAUGCUGCACAAGUAAUCUUAACCUCUAUUGAUGAGCAUGACAAGAUUUCUGUGCUGGCUGUGGCAGAUACCAUCCGGACAUGCUCACUGGACCAGUGCUACAAGACAUACUUGUCUCCGGCCACCAGUGAGACUAAAAGGAAAAUGACCACAUUCCUUGGCAGUAUAAAGUCGGUGGAUGGUGCCACCCAGCAUGCACUGGGCUUUCAUAAAGCAUUCCAGUUACUGCAGAAUACAAACAACAGCACAAGGAUCCAUUCACCCACUGACAUGGUGAUCAUCUACUUGUCAUCUGGCAUCACCUCAAAGGAUUCCUCUGAAGAAGAGAAAAAGGCGACCCUGAGUGCUAUUAGUGAGGAAAACAGACAUCUCAAUAACUCUGUGAUGAUCCUUACAUAUGCUCUCAUGAAUGAGGGCAUAACUGGUUUGAAGGAGCUUGCCUUUCUUCGAGAUUUAGCAGAACAGAACUCAGCAAAAUACGGACUUCCUGACCGCACGUCGCUCCCUGUUGUAAAAGGGACAAUGAUGGUGUUGAACCAGUUGAGUCACUUGGAGACCACUGUAGGACGGUUUUACACAAACCUGCCAAACCGAAUGAUAGAUGAAGCUGUGUUUAGUCUACCAUACACGGAUGAAAUGGGUGAUGGAUUGAUCAUGACUGUUAGUAAACCGUGCUAUUUUGGAAACAUGCUAUUGGGAAUUGUGGGAGUGGAUGUGAAUUUGGCUUAUAUUCUGGAGGACGUAACUUACUACCGCGAUUCAUCUGCUUCCUACACGUUCUUAAUAGAUAAUAAAGGUUACACCCUAAUGCAUCCCUCCUUGACUCGGCCAUAUCUUCUCACAGAGCCACCACUCCACACGGAUAUAAUUCACUAUGAAAACAUUCCAAGAUUUCAGCUUGUCAGGCAGAACAUCCUAAGUCUCCCCUUGGGCAGUCAAGUUAUUACUGUACCCGUAAAUUCCUCUUUAUCUUGGCAUAUAAAUCGGCUGCGAGAAACCAGUAAGGACGCCUACAAUGUCAGCUAUGCCUGGAAGUUGGUGCAAGACACAUCAUUUAUUCUGUGCAUUGUGAUGGUCCAACCUGAAGUGCCAGUCAGACACCUGAAAAAUUUGAAUACUGCCCCAAGUAGUAAGCUUCUCUACCAUCGGCUGGAUCUUCUGGGUCAACCUACCUCCUGUUUGCAUUUCAAGCAGUUGGCAACACUAGAAAGCCCCACUGUCAUGCUAUCUGCAGGCAGCUUUUCAUCUCCAUUUGAACACCUCAGUCAAGCAGAGACCAAACGAAUGGUGGAGCAUUAUACAGCUUAUCUGAGUGACAACACACGCCUCAUCGCCAAUCCAGGACUCAAAUCCUCUGUCAGAAACGAAGUCAUGGCUACCAGUCACGUAACAGAUGAAUGGAUGUCACAAAUGGAAAUCAGCAUCCUAAACAGUUACAUUGUCCGUCGUUACAUAGCAACGCCCAAUGGGGUGCUUCGGAUUUACCCUGGCUCUCUCAUGGAUAAAGCAUUUGAUCCCACCAGGAGACAGUGGUAUCUGCAUGCAAUGGCAAACCCUGCUCUGAUUACCUUCACUGGCCCAUAUCUUGAUGUUGGAGGAGCUGGUUACGUUGUUACACUGAGCCACACUAUUCAUUCAUCCAGGUCUCUUUUGGCACCAGGACAUGCUGUGGCUGUGAUGGGAGUGGAUUUCACCCUGCGAUACUUUUACAAAGUUCUUUUGGAUUUGUUACCCAUUUGCAAUCAAGAUGGAGGCAACAAAAUCAGGUGCUUUAUCAUGGAAGACAAAGGGUAUCUCUUGGCACAUCCAACUCUAAUUGACCCCAAAGGCCAUGCACCUGUGGAGCAGCAACACAUCACCCACAAAGAACCUCUGGUGGCAAAUGACAUUCUAAAUCAUCCUAAUUUUGUGAAGAAAAAUCUUUGCAACAGUUUCAGUGACAGAACAGUGCAGCGGUUCUACAAAUUUAACACCAGCAUUGUAGGUGAUCUGACAAAUCUUGUUCAUGGUAGCCAUUGCUCGAAGUACCGAUUGACCAGGAUUCCUGGCACCAAUGCAUUUCUUGGAAUUGUCAAUGAAACAUGUGAUGCACUUGCUUUCUGUGCCUGCAGCAUGGUGGACAGACUUUGCCUGAACUGUCACAGAAUGGAACAAAAUGAAUGUGAGUGCCCCUGUGAGUGCCCCCUGGAGGUGAAUGAAUGUACUGGCAACCUGACCAAUGCUGAAAGCAGGAAUCCAAGUUGUGAAGUCCACCAGGAGCCACUGACUCUUGCUGCCUUUGAUCCCAGUCUACAAGAAACCCUCCCACAGUGCAUCAACACCAGAUGCAGCCAAAGGACGUUGAGCGGAGAUUGUUUUGGCGUUUUAGACUGUGAAUGGUGUGUGGUGGAUAGUGAUGGAAAAACACAUCUGGAUGAGCCAUACUGCACAUCCCAGAAAGAAUGCUUUGGAGGAAUUGUUGGAGCUAAGAGUCCCUAUAUCGAUGACAUGCCUGCCUUGGGCGAUGAGGUUGUAGCGUUGAACAUGAUCAAAAGUGCCCCAGUUGGCCCCGUGGCUGGUGGGAUCAUGGGGUGCAUCAUGGUUCUUGUUCUGGCAGUGUACGCUUACCGACACCAGAUCCACAGGAGAAGUCACCAGCAUAUGUCUCCGCUUGCAGCACAAGAGAUGUCUGUCCGAAUGUCCAACCUAGAAAAUGACCGCGACGAGAGGGAUGAAGACAGUCAUGAGGACAGAGGAAUCAUCAGUAACACAAGAUUUAUUGCGGCUGUAAUUGAAAGACACGCACACAGUCCAGAACGCAGACGACGAUACUGGGGAAGAUCAGGAACAGAAAGUGAUCACGGUUACAGUACGAUGAGUCCCCAGGAGGACAGUGAAAACCCACCAUGCAAUAAUGAUCCAUUAUCUGCUGGAGUGGAUGUUGGCAAUCAUGAGGAAGAUUUAGAGUUGGACACGCCACCUCAGACUGCUGCUUUGUUAAGUCACAAAUUCCACCAUUAUCGCCUUCACCACCAUCCUUCCCUCCAUCACAGCCAUCAUCUACAGGCAGCAGUUACCGUGCACACUGUGGAUGCAGAAUGCUGAACCCUGUGUCCUCCCCAUUCAGUGGAAGCUACUAUCAAAAGGAAUUGCAACAACUUGUGUUUUAAUCAUCAGUCUUUGAGUCAAAUGGGGAAAACUCUUGGAUUUUUAAGGGGCCCUGACAACCAUCAAAACAACUCACUUGGGAAUUUAAAGUGUUAACAAUACAUCACAGAUUUUUUUUAAAUAAAGGAUUAUUUUUCUACUAUUUAUUGAACCUUUUAACAGAAGUGGACCAUGGGAAGCAGUUUCUUUAAAAUAAACUAAUUAUUCUCUUCCUGACGAUGGAUGGCAUCAUGGAUUAAGAACGAACAAAGUUACAUUGAUAAUGACUAAGAAUUAAUUAUAUCUGAGUCAAAAGUUUGUCAACACUUUGUGUUUAGUUUGUGUCAAUUGCAUGAGCUCCACAAACCUCUUCAGAAUAGUGUUACUAUUAACUUUUUGUUGCGAGCUACAGUCUCAGCCAACGUCUUGAGGAUCACUCAAGAAUACAGCAAGAGUUGAUGAAAUGCAGUUGUGCAAAUUGGAUUAUCCCAUAUAGGGAGCACCUAAUUUUGAUCAUGCUACUCAGUAAGCUAAUCGGAGGUCAGGUACUUAAAACCACAGGAAAUAAAGUAACUCAUUUGGCUCAGUGUUUCUAUUAUAGCAAGCAGCUUUCACUUGUUAUAAAAUCUGGAAUAUUCCUGCCUCUUAAUAAAGUUCGAAAAUCACCUUUUGUUGUAGCAAAGUUAUAGGAAUUCUCAGCAUGAUUUACAGUCUACAUUUAGGCAGGCUGUGUAUGGUGUACUAAUGGUACCAGGGCUCACAGGUAAGGACAAAGUCUUAGCUCAAAUGGCCAUCUGGCAAUUUUAUGAGCACUACUAUAAGGCAGGCAGUAAUUAUUAUAUCAUUCUUAUUGCUGCUGUCUUAAAGUGGCAGUGUUAUGAGACCAGUCUGGAGUGAGAUUUUAUAUUGGAAUGUUAGUGUUAAAUACUUGUGGUGCAGUGGAAAUUUUUGAAAUAUCAGAGUUUUCAAUUAACUUCACUGCUCUGAGCUAAAGUUAGGUGUUAAAUAGCAUAACCUGAAGAGCAACUGAUGCUGCAAAGUCUUUUUUUUAAUAACUAUGUCCUCUGUAGAUUAAUCUCUAGUGAUCGUUGCUCUUUCAGUCAGUUAUGAUCCUACAUGUAAUAUUUUUUAAAUCCUCUGAAAUUGCUGCUGAUAAUUACAUGAAGUUUAGGGGAGGGGAGAAUACUAGUAAAUACAUGAUUCAUGUACAGUUCAUAUGCUCUCCAGUCAGUUCUCCCGAAGAAAAUGGUUUAAUGAAAUUGUAAAGUUGUUUUUUUAUUUUUAUGGUUACAGUUGAUUAAAAUUUUAAUUAUUUGUAUUCCUAUGUUUUUAAACUGUAAAGUCUUUUUAUUAAACAAAAUCUUAAAAUAGAUUUUACGUGUGAAGGAUAUAUAAUUGUAAAAUUAAAGGAGUGUAACUUCAAAGAGGUAUUUUGCAUGUUUUUGUUUAUAAGGCUGUGUUACACUAUGAAGUGAACCGCAUGUGAAAAAGUUGUAAAAUGAAACUAAUUUCUGUAGGAAAAGCUUUUCCAAAUAUUUUUCACCAAAACAGUCAUCACUCAGUGCACAUACAAACAUUAAAAUAUGACUGCAAGUUUUUACUCGACAAUCAUUUUAUUACAAAGAGAGACUGCAACCUAAUCAGGCCAGUUCCCUUUUGUUUCCCUUCCUAAGAAAACACUCUUCAGUGUAAGAAUGUGACUCCAUUGUGAGUAAGAGACAGGUACUUUGUCGAGUGAAAAUCAUAUUGAUGACACUUUAUUGUUUUCUCUUUUGUUGUCCAGAGAAGCAGAACAAGAACAAGCUCUUCUACCACAAGUCUACCUUCCCACAUUACAUAUCUCAAAGUAUCUAUAAGGAUGUGGUCUUAAAUAUCCUAAAUCUGUGGCAUCACAGUUCUGUGGGACAGAGAAUUUCAAAAAUUCACUACUCUUGAAUGUAAGAAUUCCUUCUCAUCACUGUCCUAAAUGCAUAAUCUAUUUGAAGAACGUGAUUCUGAAGUUCUAGCCAUCUUAGACAUUGGAAACAUAUUUUCACUUUCAUUUUCAGUCACUUAAGAAUGAUAUAUUUUAAUAAAAUCACUCAAUAUUAUAGAGUAUAAGGGAAAUCUACAAAAUUUCUGGAUAGAUUAAUCUUCCCGGCCCAAUGAAUUGAACGAAGAUUAUUUUCAAACAAAAAGGAUACCCUCCUGUGUAUAACACCUUAAUGCAUAAUAUUUCUGGACUUAAAGUGGCACAGUUGAAGUAAGGGUACACAUUCCCUUAAUGCCUCAUUAUUUUCUUACUAAUUCCCCUCUCUCCUAGCCCUAUCCUAAAGCAUAGAUGUCACAUAACCAUGGAACUGUUAUCACUUCUCAAAGCUGCUACAAUACCUUGGGUUGCUAAAACAAUGGACUUAAACCCUGCAUUGGCAUUAAAAGCUUUCAUGCAGGAUUAUAUACCCAUAUCUACAUAUAUCACAGCUGUGUACAAGAAGUUCUUAUCUCUACUGUCUUUCAAUGGUGGCUAUCCCAAAUUAAGACAAUAAUGAUUGUAUUGCUGCAUGAUUAAACUGUAAAUUUAUUUGUUAUUAAAUGAUUGAAUA
This is a messenger RNA of Mobula hypostoma (lesser devil ray), 6782 nucleotides long. It is a transcript of the gene cachd1, whose product is annotated as cache domain containing 1. The transcript has 28 exons. Gene Ontology annotation, molecular function: voltage-gated calcium channel activity. The record is from RefSeq and is a predicted model, not a curated record. Gene Ontology annotation, cellular component: voltage-gated calcium channel complex. Bases 253 to 4158 code for a protein of 1301 amino acids. NCBI's taxonomy places the organism in Eukaryota, Metazoa, Chordata, Chondrichthyes, Myliobatiformes, Myliobatidae.